Messenger RNA from Tetrahymena thermophila SB210, 303 nucleotides. RefSeq lists its product as hypothetical. The transcript has a single exon. The record is from RefSeq and is a predicted model, not a curated record. NCBI's taxonomy places the organism in Eukaryota, Ciliophora, Oligohymenophorea, Hymenostomatida, Tetrahymenidae.
AUGUUAUUUUUAGUAGUUGUCUCAAAUAUUAUUUCUGAUGACUAAGCAAACCAUAUUGUACGACUAAAUAUACCUAAAAGCUAAAGCAAAAAUGAUUCUGGUGAAUAUUCAUCUGAGUAUUAACCGCUUUUAAUAAACCUAAUUUACUUGAUUUCACUUAUUAAAUUUAAAAUUAAGCUCCAUGAAAUCAAACUAAAUAAUUCUGUAAACAUUUAUGUAUUUCUUUAAGCUAAAAAUAAUGAUUUAUGUUUAUUUAUUUAUUUAUAUAUUAGUAUCUUUCUCUGCUAUUCAAUAACUUUAUGA